Monodelphis domestica (gray short-tailed opossum) is the source of this 658-nucleotide messenger RNA. RefSeq names its product NADH:ubiquinone oxidoreductase subunit A13 (gene NDUFA13). Gene Ontology annotation, cellular component: respiratory chain complex I. The record is from RefSeq and is a predicted model, not a curated record. Lineage: Eukaryota; Metazoa; Chordata; Mammalia; Didelphimorphia; Didelphidae.
UGACGUGGGCGGAGGGGGCGCACCUGAAGAGAUAGAGAUGCUGCUGGGUUAGAAGGUGGCAAGACGCCCAGACCUGGGAGCGUGGUAGGACGUAAGCGAAGUUGGGUUCCACUGAUAAUUGGAGCUCCGAGGCGGGAGCUCUGCUGCCGGAAGUGCUUUGAGUCGGCAAGAUGGCUGCGUCCAAGGUGAAACAGGACAUGCCCCCACCUGGGGGCUACGGCCCUAUCGAUUACAAGCGGAACCUUCCCCGCCGGGGAAUGUCGGGCUAUAGCAUGUUUGCCAUUGGCAUUGGGACGCUGUUGUUUGGUCACUGGGGCAUGAUGAAGUGGAACCGAGAACGGAGACGUUUGCUGAUUGAAGACUUGGAAGCCCGAAUUGCAUUGAUGCCACUGUUCCAGGCAGAGGAGGACCGGAGGAAGCUUCGUAUGUUGAGAGAGAACCUGGAAGAGGAGGCUAUAAUCAUGAAAGAUGUUCCUGGCUGGAAGGUGGGCGAGUCUGUCUUCCAUACCACCCGUUGGGUGCCUCCAACUGUAGGUGAGCUUCACUGUCUACGGACCAAUGAGGAGCGGGUCAACGCUAACUUUGGCUUCAUAUGGUAUACCUAAGGAUGUGCCAAGGCCUGUACCUCCUUCGGAGAGAUUAAAGGUUCACUUGGAAA